This is a messenger RNA of Fusarium odoratissimum NRRL 54006, 991 nucleotides long. RefSeq lists its product as uncharacterized. Bases 306 to 785 code for a protein of 159 amino acids. Lineage: Eukaryota; Fungi; Ascomycota; Sordariomycetes; Hypocreales; Nectriaceae. The transcript is spliced from 2 exons. The record is from RefSeq and is a predicted model, not a curated record.
CAUCGGUUGUGUCUACAUACCGGGUUCCGUUGCAGAAACGAUGUCUUUUCUUUGCUGUGAUGUUUUGGAGGCGCAGAGUAGGGACUGCAGCGAAGCUUCAGGACCAUAUACUUAAACGGUGACGUUCCUGUUUCUUGAAGAAUUCAGGAACAAACUUCCUUCUCACUAUUGCUGAAGCGACAUUGCUCAGCUCGUACUACUGAACUUGCCGUCUCCCUCCUUCAUUUCCCGCUGCCUUGACUAUUGCCCUAGUCCCGCCAAUACCACAUUUGCAUAAAACAUUACAGCUUCAGACCCCACUCACGAUGGUGGAAUCCACAAACGCAGAACGUUUGGACUACUUGUGGGAGAUGGCUUUAGCCAUUCAUGGGGGUAUCAUUGAGCACCUUGACGAGGACCAUGAGCUUGACAACCCACUCAUCGCGCAACUCAAAGAGAUAGACCACUUCAUCGUGGUCAAGAAGGGUUUGCAAAGCCGUCGUAUCGAUCAGGCUAGUGACAACGAUAACCAACUUGCCGGGGGUGACACCACCCCUCCACGCAGCCACCAAUCCCCUUUGACCAUUGGGCACGUCAACAACCAGUCAAUCAGCCCCCCAAGCCAUCGUUCAACAGCUUCCCCUUCCCUUUUUGGUUCUUCUCCUGAGCCGCAGUACACUAGAGCGUCGGCGCCUGCACGACGAAAAGUCGCCCGUCGGAUCCCUGGAGAAUCUCGAAAUUCCAAAGCUCUGCGCGAGAUGCGACGCGCAGUACCCUAUGCAAGCUGGGUUGACAAUCCCAAGUGAAAGACGUGGAGCUGAUGAUCAGACAGUGAGAGGAAGGGGGGAUAUUACAUUGGCUUUUGGUGUCACAAAAGAAUUGGAAACGUGCAGGGAUAAUAGAGGUUGCAUCACUUUACGGAUACCCAAGUUAGAUCUCAUUAGCGUCGGACAUUUUCAGAGUCAUUACAGCAUUUAAUUCUAUGGCAAACAAUACAGUCAUUCCUACGGCG